Messenger RNA from Cuscuta epithymum, 1366 nucleotides. NCBI's taxonomy places the organism in Eukaryota, Viridiplantae, Streptophyta, Magnoliopsida, Solanales, Convolvulaceae. The record is from the annotation of a GenBank genome assembly.
AAUUAUUCAAUUUCUGCUACGUCUCUCACCAGACUUCAUCGGUUCAUCUGUUCCACUUAUCCAAUUGCUUAGCAAGCUAGGCAAAUGGCUUCUCUUCCAUCUUCUUUAUCCCUCCCGCAACUCCCUUGCAGAACGUCACCAACGCUAUUGAGUUCCGUCUCUGAUAAUUUCGUCAAUCUACCGAUAUCUAACUGGCCACGCCGAUCUCGCUUCAAAUGCUCCGCGGGUCAGACUGGGUUCUUCGGAAAGCUUGGAAGACUGAUCAAAGAAAAGGCGAAGAAUGACGUCGAGAAACUAUUCUCCGGAUUUACCAAAACUAGGAAUAAAUUGGCCGUCAUAGACGAGCUCCUUCUUUACUGGAACCUCUCCGACACCGAUCGCGUUCUGGAUGAGCUGGAAGAGGCUUUGUUGGUAUCUGAUUUUGGGCCUAGGAUUACUAUAAAGAUCGUUGAGAGUUUGAGAGAUGAUAUAUAUGCUGGCAGGCUAAAAACAGGAAGUGAGAUCAAAGAUGCAUUAAAGAGGGGUAUCUUGGAACUUCUUGCUAAGGCACCUAAAACAGAGCUCCGGCUAGGAUUCAGGAAACCUGCUGUAGUCAUGAUUGUGGGUGUUAAUGGAGGUGGGAAGACAACAUCCCUUGGAAAGUUGGCCAACAGAUUGAAGAAUGAGGGAGCAAAGAUACUAUUGGCAGCUGGUGAUACAUUCAGAGCGGCUGCUAGUGAUCAGCUGGAGAUUUGGGCUGAGAGGACAGGAUGUGAUAUUGUUGUUGCUGAAAAAGAGAAAACCAAGGCAUCAUCAGUUAUUUCACAGGCUGUUAAAAGAGGGAAAGAACAAGGCAUUGACGUUGUUUUAUGCGACACAUCUGGACGUUUGCACACUAACUAUAACUUGAUGGAAGAACUUGUUGCGUGCAAGAAAACUAUUAGCAAAAUUAUUCCAGGUGCACCAAAUGAAAUUUUGCUAGUGUUGGAUGGAACAACAGGUUUAAAUAUGCUACCACAAGCAAGAGAGUUCAAUGAGGUUGUUGGAGUGACUGGCUUAAUAUUGACCAAACUAGAUGGUUCUGCUAGAGGUGGUUGUGUGGUCAGUGUAGUAGAUGAGCUUGGCAUUCCUGUAAAGUUCGUAGGUGUUGGUGAAGGCAUAGAUGACCUCCAACCAUUUGAUGCAGAGACAUUUGUUGAUGCAAUUUUCUCUUGAGGCAUUAUUAUGGAUUCAUUUUCUAUAUCGCCCUAUACUCAUAAAUCAUCUCAGAAUCACCAUCUUGUUUAUUUUCGUACAUCUAAAAUAAAAUUUGCAAUCACGUGAACAAUCUGAACUGAUAUAGAUGUUUCCAUUCAAUUUAAGUUCAAAGAACUACUUCAGUACUUCA